Cebus imitator (Panamanian white-faced capuchin) is the source of this 984-nucleotide messenger RNA. RefSeq names its product protein SCO2 homolog, mitochondrial (gene SCO2). The transcript is spliced from 2 exons. The record is from RefSeq and is a predicted model, not a curated record. NCBI's taxonomy places the organism in Eukaryota, Metazoa, Chordata, Mammalia, Primates, Cebidae. Gene Ontology annotation, cellular component: mitochondrial inner membrane. Gene Ontology annotation, biological process: mitochondrial respiratory chain complex IV assembly; intracellular copper ion homeostasis. Gene Ontology annotation, molecular function: copper chaperone activity; copper ion binding. Bases 141 to 941 code for a protein of 266 amino acids.
GCCGUGGCCGCGAGUGUGUGGCGCGGCGGACCCCCGAGCCCACGGAGUUCGCGGGGCGGAGAGCGGGGAGUCGGAGGCCGGCGCUGUCUCCCGGGCCCGGUCCACUGGCGCGCGGCCCCGCCGCGAGGAGCAUCAGAUCCAUGCUGCUGCUGACUCGGGGCCCCAUGGCUUGGCACAGGCUCUCUCAGCUCAAGCCCCCAGCCCUCCCUGGGACCCUGGGAGGCCAGGCCCUGCAUUUGAGGUCCUGGCUUUUGUCAAGGCAGGGCCCUGCAGAGACAGGUGGGCAGGGCCAGCACCAGGGCCCUAGGCUUCGAACCAGGCUGCUGAUCACAGCCGUGUUCGGAGCUGGACUGGGUGGGUUCUGGCUGGCCUUGAGGGCUGAGAAGGAGAGGCUGCGGCAGCAACAGCGAAUGGAAGCCCUGCGCCAGGCAGCUGUGGGCCAGGGUGACUUCUGCCUGCUGGACCACAAAGGCCAGGCUCGCUGCAAGGCUGACUUCCGGGGCCAGUGGGUGCUCAUGUACUUUGGCUUCACUCACUGCCCCGACAUCUGCCCGGACGAGCUGGAGAAGCUGGUGCAGGUGGUGCAGCUGCUGGAAGCAGAGCCGGGUUUGCCUGCAGUGCAGCCUGUCUUCAUCACGGUGGACCCCGAGCGGGACGAUGUCAAAGCCAUGGCCCGCUACGUCCAGGACUUCCACCCACGGCUGCUGGGUCUGACGGGCUCCACCGAACAGGUUGCCCAGGCUAGUCACAGUUACCGCGUGUACUACAGCGCUGGCCCCAAGGACGAGGACCAGGACUACAUCGUGGACCACUCCAUUGCCAUCUACCUGCUCAACCCGGACGGCCUCUUCACGGACUACUAUGGCCGCAGCAGGUCGGCCGAGCAGAUCGCAGACAGUGUGCAGCGGCACAUGGCGGCUUUCCGCAGCAUCCUGCCUUGAGCCCCUGUGGCCGGGGCCCCGUCAUUAAACAGGGUACCUUUAA